GAGGCAUUCCGUAUACGAGUGCAUCGUCUCGUGACGCCCAUUUGAUGGCCCGCCACAGCGUGGCGCCGCCCUUGUGCCGUGCGGCUCGUGCGAGAAGAAUUUGUGGUCUAUCUUGUCAACGCCCGUCUCCUUUCCCGACAGAGUCCUCAAUCAGCCAAGCUGGUAAGAGGGUAAGUGAUUUUAAUCAGCCGGGCUUCACAGUUCCGUCAGCUGUCAACUUGUGGUGUGAUGUGUGUGGGGUGUGUGAGAUGGUCCAUUUGGCUGCCUUUGUUGUGUUUGUGUGUAGAUGACAUUCCCUUGUAUUCUCCUCUGCUGUUUGGUGCGUUCGACUAAAGCACUCAGUACAUGAUGGCCUACCACUUCAGCCACCACACCGCUGGUGAGAAACGAUGGCAGUGCAAUGCAAACGCCCACGUGUCCUCAUGUGCCUCUGCGCAACUCAACAGGGGAGGUGACGUCCUCCCUCUCGUGGGUGUCAAGCCGGGUAUCGAGAAGGAGGACGAGAGGACGACGAAGAAGUGGCAACAGCCGGGUGAGGCGCUGCAGAGGGCGGCACUCUUUUGCUCCCUUGGCCGCGCAAGACAACAGUCAGCACGAAUGGCUGCGUCAUGUGUAAGCUGAUCAGCUUUUGCGCGUGUCUCAGGGCUGUAUGUGCAGAUCUCCGUCGAUCGGCAGGAAUCAGCCAGACGAGUCGGCCGAUCGCCAGAGGCCGAAGAUAGUCGCCACUGUGGGUGUCGUCCACCCCGCUCUGGCAGGAGGCGGACCUCGUCAUGCCCUUAAUCCCCUCCACUCGCCCGCCCCAGCACCAGGAGACAGCAGCCGGCUGUUCGUGCCAGUGUCCUACUGGGGGGAAGGGGAGGAUGGCAUCUACGCCAGCUCCCUGACCCAGUGGGACCUGGCCCAUUGGGAGCGGAAGGGGGCGUGGUGGCUGGUGGCAUGGGAGGCGCCAGAGGCCUCCUGCUGCUGCGUCGAGCUGGGAAGGUCCAUGGUGCGGGGGAUGCGGAAAGCGAAGGCGUGCGUCGAGGCGGCGGCUGAAGAUGUCGGCCGCCGCCUCAAGUCCCUGCUCCAUUGA
Messenger RNA from Vitrella brassicaformis, 1072 nucleotides. Lineage: Eukaryota; Vitrellaceae. The record is from the annotation of a GenBank genome assembly.